Toxorhynchites rutilus septentrionalis is the source of this 3295-nucleotide messenger RNA. RefSeq names its product meckelin. Gene Ontology annotation, cellular component: ciliary transition zone; MKS complex. The record is from RefSeq and is a predicted model, not a curated record. Lineage: Eukaryota; Metazoa; Arthropoda; Insecta; Diptera; Culicidae. The transcript is spliced from 8 exons. Bases 161 to 3256 code for a protein of 1031 amino acids. Gene Ontology annotation, biological process: cilium assembly.
CGAUUCUUUGGUCUUGGCAGUAUAUCGGGAUACUUUCGUAGGUGAAGACCAGGAUUUUUCCGUAACAGAUUUCCGAGAGGCAACUAGUGACAUAUUUUUAAUAUCUCAUCAAUUAUAUCAUUCUUGCUGCCGAAUACUAAACUGGAAGGGUUGAUGUAAAAUGUGUUGUACUCGGAUCAUUCUGCUGAAGGUUGUUCUGGUUCUGAUGUUCGGUUCUCGUGUUUCUGUGAAAGCAAAUGCAAACUUUUACAACGUUAAUGAAGUGUUCCUUUACACAACGCCGACCAGCUGCAGAAGUAGUGAAUAUUUCGAUACGUUUACGUUGAAGUGUAAUAUUUGUGAUGAAGGAUUGCUGCUGAAAGUGGCGGAUGAUCAUCUUCGGUGUACGUGCGAUGAACGCUCUGUUCCUUGGCGUGAUUACGACAGCUCUCUGCAGUCUCCGAUAUGUCGUAACACGAGUGAUUUUUUCGAGCAAAUCGAACCGCGAGUAGAGGUGAAAAAUUUCUGUAAACAGCGCCACAUCAUCAUACUGAAUUCGACAAAAACCAAUGGCGUAAUUGUUCAAAUAUACCGCAAGACGCAUCCUCCUGGAAACGAAAGUACGAUCUGUGGUUGCAAUCAGCAAAACACCAUCCCUUACGUAGACCGGAUGGGGAAGGUCGAAGCGAAGCACUAUUGUUUCCCCCAAGCACUGCUAAAAGAUAUUCAAAAUUUUCAACCAUCAAAAAUGACCCCUCGACAAAACAGCAACGUAUACCGAGAUAUUAGGUUCUUAAUGGUAUUAUGUCACGUAAUACGAAGCACGCGACACUGCCAGCGCAUGGCCAAUUUAUGCGUACUCAGUUUCUACCAUUUGGAUAGAAAUUCUCCCUGCGGUAUUUUUCAUGCAUACCAAACCUACGAUAUGUCAUCGGGUCUCAGCAACGUACCAAGCAUGGUGAGUGCUAGUAUUUUGGGGUCAAAAGGCGGAUACAGAAAGGAGGCUCAACUGUGGUCAAUGAGCGAUAAGGUGAAACCACCGUUGUUCUAUCGGCGUGGGAAGCAUAACAACGAGGUUCUCGAGAAAUAUCUAGAUUUCAGCUACGAUGCGAACGCCACCAAUCUGCUGAACAAUACGAUAAAUUUUACCAUCAUAAGCUACGAUUUGUAUGGCCAUCUGAAGAGCUUCCGUGCAAUGCGACUAAGUGAUUUGAAUUUGUGCGAACGAUACGCAGCCAGUCAAGAACAGAGGAUCAAGUUUGCUCAGAGCUACCAUCGCCGUUGUCGUAUCGGUCUUCGGCGACUGCUGGACGACUUCAGUGAAGUAGAGUUCCUAAAUCUGUACGCCGACUAUUACGACCAAAAGGCUCGUCUACUUCAAUCGAUUCCAGUGCUAGUGCGGAAAGCAUUUGCUCAUAAUGAGAGUCCAGACCCAGGGAAGUGGCAGCUGGUUAGGAGAUUUCUGAUGGUGGACCCACUUUCAGGGUUAAAUGAAAACUUUAAGCCCAAGAUCUACGAAGAAAGCAUGUUGGGAGAAAAAUACCACUUCGUUCGUUAUGUACGACGGAUAGAGCUGGAAAUUAGACUACACCCAGACCACGAAAAGAGUCCCAAUAGAGUGGCGGUUCCCUUGCUGAAAAUUGAGUACGCCAUAGUGAACACAUCACGCAGGGAUGAGCAAUCAUUGUUCGAGAAUGUUGUGGAUUUUGAAUAUGAAAUAAUCUUCAGCAAAAAAUACAGCUUCAACUCUUUACUUGAGAUAAUUCUUCCAAUUUUUAUUCUACUAGCUUUCACCAUGACGCUCUUCCAGACUUUUUGCUACAAAUUGCGCCAAAAUAAAAUGUAUUACGAUAUGGAUAUUUUCUUCAAUUUUCUUGUAUAUCUCUGCUCAAAUGUAGCAACAGCUCUUUUAGCUGCAGUAGUUAUCGUUUCACUGCACGUUUUUAUCACCUACAAAACACAGCGAAAUAUGAAAAUGUUGCUCCCGGUUGAGGUUCAAAAUGCGCUAGAGAUUUUUGUCUACAUUGCGUUUAGUUUCAAGUUCAUCAAGCUCGUGCGGGCGUUUAACUUGAUGGCGGGUAUAGAUAUAUUUUUCAUCGAUUGGGAACGACCCAAAAUAGUCGAUACCGGUAUUGGAGGCCAACGUACACAUUUGCUCGACACUCAUUCCAUAUCAUCGAAUACGACGACUCGUCCCUCAUGCGACAGUGUCUCAGCAUGGCGCAACUACUUCAUUGCCAACGAGUGGCAAGAGUUGGCAACCAAGAGAAAGAUAUCCUGGUUUGCACACAUUAUUCUGCUGAUCGGCGCCUUCGUUAUAUUUGGGUUUGAGCAUUGGUCAUCCAAAAGUUUCUCUCUGAACUUUCGAGAAAAACAGGAACAUUUGGGGGAAGUCGAUAAAGUGCUCGAAAUUGCGGUAGGAAUAAUAGUGUACACGUCGAUCUAUUUCGUCCAACGAGUGUACAAUCUUCUGAUUCACGAACGGUUUGUAGAAAAUGGGAUUCAACAAUUUAUAGAUGUGUCUUCGAUUGCGAACAUCUCCGUGUUUAUUCUCUGCAUGGAAUCGUAUGGUUUCUAUAUCCAUGGUCGAUCGCCACAUGGAUUUUCCGACACCGAUAUGUGCUCGAUGAUUCUUCAAUUCAAGCGGGAGGAGGACAAUCUCUGUGGCAAUCGUGGUCUACUGCCAGGAUCAGAACAGCAGACUUACUCAAUAUUGGUGCCAAAAAACCUCCGAGAAUACUACAACAAACUGAUUACUCCAUUGCGAAACUCUACCAUCUUUGGGCCACAUCAGCAUUUUAAUCAAACUCAUUUAAUUGGUAGCGCUAAGAUGAGCAAUUCGAGCGUCAUCGAUGGACCUGGCGGACGCUUUGAGUACAACUUUGAAAAAUCUAUAUUGACGUACUAUAACGUGAAUAGAUUCUUCGCAGCUUUUGUUGACCAUGCAUUAAAAGACUUGGACUACAUCAUCCAGGAAAGAAGUGUCCUGGAAAGUUUACUCAACUGCGAAUUGCAGAGUUAUGUAACAGAAAAUAAAGGUGUCUUCUACAUCGACAACGGCCACUCGUUUGAUCAGGUGCUUUUCUACGGGAUUGAAUCGAUAUUUUUCCAAUUCGAGAUCGCCUUAUUUCUACUAGUGCUACUUGUGAGCAAUAAUUAUAUUAUCGCAACUGUUGCAGUUGGAGUAGUUUAUAAGACGUUCGAGAUUAUUAUGAAUUAUUUGAUGAAAAAUAAUCUAGCCAAAAAAACGUUAAUCGAUAAACGAUUUCUUAUCUGAAAUAGUUGUUAUAAAACCUAUUUCGUGCCAUUAUUACAA